Messenger RNA from Conger conger (European conger), 3316 nucleotides. RefSeq names its product inositol 1,4,5-trisphosphate receptor-interacting protein. The transcript has 3 exons. The record is from RefSeq and is a predicted model, not a curated record. Bases 267 to 2018 code for a protein of 583 amino acids. Gene Ontology annotation, cellular component: membrane. NCBI's taxonomy places the organism in Eukaryota, Metazoa, Chordata, Actinopteri, Anguilliformes, Congridae.
UACUGUAUAUCGCAAAUAGGAAGAGAGAUAACGGACUCCUUUGCUUUCUCUUUCUUUUCCCUCUCGCUCAUUUGCGAUCAUCGAUCGAUCAAGAUUAACCCCCCUUUUUUAAAACGUAGGCUUCCCGCGGUUCUGUCAGGAGAAAUACAUUAAAAUUCCUACAACAAAGAUAUACAUGAUGCAUUAACUCAGUGCAUGAAAUCAACCGUUCUGGCUUACUGUGGUUUUUAAAGAGCCCAGCGCAUUUACUGCAAGAGCAACCACCCAUGAUGCAAGCUGCAAGUUUUGUAACAGUGGUGGCGGCCAUUUUCCACCACCUUUCUAAAGUGGGAUAUGAGAUCAUCACUCCCAUUACAGUACAGCAAGAGCAAGGAGCCUUCUCCAAAAGUCCCUCCAUGGGGCCUUCUCCAAAAUGCCUAGAGGUGUCUCCAUCAGAGCAAGAUUUUUGUCCUGUAUUCCACACUGAAAACUCUCUGGCCACCACUAGCUCGGAUCUCAAAAUGCAUAGUCUGGCCAAGUUGAAAGACUGCCCCUGGGACAAGUGGAUGCCAGUUUGCUAUAAGGAAGAAAAUUCAUAUUCAGUCUUUCUCCGGUCUUUCUCCGGUCUUUCUCCCGGAGAUCAGAACCAGUGUGACAUACACCAGAACGUCUCCAGCAGCACUCAGUCGGACAGCACGUACGGUGUCAUUUGCAAUGCCCUUAUCUGGAUUGCAGUUCACUUCCUGUGGAGACAAUACCAGAGAUUCAACUCCCGAGAUCCCGCUCGGCAAGAAGAAGACAUCCUUGCCGAAGGAUCAGUCUGUCCACUUCUUCUGGAUGAGGGAGUCCUGGAAGACUUCUACGAGAGAUGCAUCCGCAGCGCGGCACCUGAGAACUGGAGGGUACUGGACUUUGUGGAGGGCUUUUCCGGUGACCUGCUGCAAGCUCUGAGACGCACACUCGACAGGGAAGCCGACUUACAGGUUGAAGACUGUAUCGGGGUGGGGAGCAUGUACGAGUCCUGGGGAGUGUGCAAGCCCCUCUCAUGUGAUCUGAUCGUCUCCUUAGCCCCGCCAAAGCCGUAUCGUUUCUGUUUCCAGCUUUGGUGUGGCUCCGGAAAUGGCAUCCCUCAGCAAGCCUGGGGGAGGAUCCAGCUCGACAGCACCAUUCAGGACAAAACUGGGUGCCACUGUGAUACGGCAGGGCGAGGAGAGGACUUGCUGUGUUUGUUGCACGGGCCAUGUACAAUGACAAAAGAAAACAUCUUAGAGAACCUUUUGUGCUCAAAAGAUACAGCACACCUAGCCAAAGAUCAGGUCAUGAAGUGGUUCCAACUUGGCAUCACAAAAGCAUGGGGACAGAUAUCUCACAAAUAUGAAUUUGAGCUCAUUUUUCGUAACAUGGCCUCCCCAGGGGCAUUGAAGGUCAGGUUUAGAUCGGGGAAGACGAUCAUCUUCAACCUCAAUCCAGCAAUCCGGUUUGAAGAUUCAGACGUCUAUUUUGUCUCACGAUUCCCAUCGAACAUAAACAGCUCUUCAGACACCAACUGGCCCCUUUCCUUUGCCGUCUAUGAGAGUCACUUGCUGAAAUACUUGGCUAAAAGUUUGCCAGGAAACUCAUGCCAUGUUCGCUGCCUUCAGAUUGUCUCAUUCCUGCACAAGAAGCAGACGGGGCUGACCGGUAAAACCUCCCUGAGUGUCUAUCACUUCAAGACCGCACUAUUCCAUCUGCUCUUGGACAAAAGACCCUUAGAUUGGUCCUCUAAUCGCCUAGAACACCGAGCCCGUGACAUUCUGGAGUUUGUCUGGAAGAGUCUUCGGAAGAAAGAACUCCGGCACGCUUUAGUUGGGAAUGGUCGAGUUCCCGAAGAAAUCGGGAUUCCAGCCAGCUUACGCACUGCACGGCCCAUCAAUCUUUUCCAUCCUCUUGCUUUACGGAAACAUCUGUACACCGAAGCGGUGAAGCACUUUCAGGAAAUGCUCAGGAAUGCCGCUGUGCUCAUAGAGGAAUAUUCACAACACUUGUCUGGUGGAAAUUAAUUGCAAUUCAGGUUUACGGACUCAAAUCACAGCUAUUUGUAAGCCAUCGUACAGCAGUUUUGUUGACAAAAUUGAAUAUUUCAUUAGCAUUUAAAACUGCAAUGUCUGUGUAAUUGAAUUAUUGAAUUAUGAAAGAGGCGUGUUCAAAAUAAUAGCAGUGUGGAGUUCAAUUAGUGAGGUCAUUCAUUCUGUGAAAAAACAGGUGGCCCUUAUUUAAGGAUGAAGCCAGCACAUGUUUGCAUGCAUUUCUCUCUGAAAACCUGAGAAACAGUACACUCUGAAGACAGUGAAGCAUGGUGGUGCAAGCAUCAUGAUAUGGGGAUGUUUCUCUUACUAUGGUGUCGGGCCUAUUUAUCGCAUACAAGGGAUGUAUCAUGGAUCAGUUUGCCUAUAUCAAAAUACUUGAAGAGGAAAUGCCCUUGAAAUGGGUGUUUCAACAAGACAAUGACCCCAAACACACCAGUAAGUGAGCAGCAUCUUGAUUCCAGACCAACAAAAUUAAAGUUAUGGAGUGGCCAGCCCAAUCCCCAGACCUUAAUCCGAUUGAAAACUUGUGGGGUGACAUCAAAAAUGCUGUUUCUGAGGCAAAACCAAGAAAUGCAGAGGAAUUGUGGAAUGUUGUCAAAUCAUCCUGGGCUGAAAUACCUGUUCAUAGGUGCCAGAAGUUGGUCGAUUCCAUGCAACACAGAUGUGAAGCAGUUCUCAGAAACCGUGGUUAUACAACUAAAUAUUAGUUUAGUGAUUCACAGGAAUGCUAAAUCCUGAAGAUUUUUCAGUUUAUACAGUAAAUAUUUGAGUUUGUAAAGAAAAAUGCUAUUUUUUUUUAACAGCCCAAUAUUCAUUUUUCUUCAUUUUCUGUAAAGUAAUUAAAAAAUUGACACAUUUUUCUUCAUGUUUUGAUUUAGGAUAUAAUGUGCAGUGUUCCCAAUGCAUCGAAAUAAAAACUAUUAUAAGGAUUUUGAGCUUUACUCACAUUUUUAAACACACUGCUAUUAUUUUGAACACAACUGUGUGUAUAUAUAUAUAUAUAUAUAUAUAUAUGCAGUCUGAGAGACUUAAGUCUUCUGCUGCUGUAGCCUAUUAACUUGGAGAUUUGACACGUUGUGAGUUCAGAGAUGCUGAAUGCACUGUUGUAAUGCAUGGUUAUUUGCUUCCUGUCAUUUGGUCUGAAAAACAGCUGAACCGCUUGUCCACAUCUGCAUGCUUUCAUGCUUUUAGUUGCUGCCACAUGAUUAGCUGAUUAAAUAUUUGCAUUGACGAGCAGGCCUUCCUAAUAAAGUUCUCACUGAGUGUUCAAA